UUGCCGCCGCGCCGCGGAGCCGCGCAGGUGUGGGGCGUGAGGAGGCAUGGAUCCCGGCGGCCGGUGGCGUGGCCUGCCCAGCGGGCCUAGCCUGAAGCACCUGACCGACCCCUCUUACGGGGUCCCUCCCGAGCAGCAGAAGGCGGCGCUGCAGGAGCUGACGCGGGCGCACGUGGAGUCCUUCAACUACGCUGUGCGCGAGGGACUCAGCCACGCGGUGCAGGAUAUACCUUCCUUUGAAUUUGCUUUCAAAGAUGAGCGUAUCUCUCUUACUAUUGUGGAUGCUGUUAUCAGUCCACCCACAGUUCCCAAAGGGACCAUCUGCAAAGAACUCAACAUUUAUCCAGCUGAAUGUCGGGGCCGAAGGAGUACCUACCGGGGGAAGCUGACAGCUGAUAUUAGCUGGGCAGUGAAUGGAAUCUCAAAAGGCAUCAUUAAGCAGUUUCUUGGCUAUGUUCCCAUCAUGGUGAAGUCCAAGCUUUGCAACUUAUACAACCUUCCUCCUCGAGCCCUCAUUGAGCACCACGAGGAGGCAGAGGAAAUGGGAGGCUAUUUUAUAAUCAAUGGCAUUGAGAAAGUCAUCCGAAUGUUAAUUAUGCCUCGGAGAAAUUUCCCCAUUGCAAUGGUCAGACCAAAAUGGAAAAGCAGAGGACCUGGCUAUACUCAGUUUGGAGUUUCAAUGCACUGUGUGAAGGGAGAAUAUUCUGCGGUCAAUAUGAACCUUCACUACCUGGAAAAUGGCACAGUUAUGUUGAACUUCAUUUACCGGAAAGAGCUAUUCUUUCUUCCAUUAGGAUUUGCACUUAAGGCACUUGUCAACUUUCCUGAUUAUCAGAUUUUUCAGGAGCUCAUCAAAGGAAAAGAGGACGACUCAUUCUUUAGGAACUCCGUAUCUCAGAUGUUGAGGAUUGUAAUGGAAGAGGGUUGUUCCACACAAAAACAGGUCCUUAACUAUCUAGGGGAAUGCUUCAGAGUAAAGCUCAAUCUUCCUGACUGGUAUUCUAAUGAGCAAGCUGCAGAGUUCCUCUUCAAUCAGUGCAUCUGCAUCCACUUGAAAUCCAGUACUGAAAAAUUUUAUGUACUUUGUCUCAUGACCCGGAAGCUCUUUGCUUUAGCCAGAGGAGAGUGCAUGGAGGAGAAUCCUGAUAGUUUGGUGAAUCAAGAAGUCCUUACCCCUGGUCAGCUCUUCCUUAUGUUUUUGAAGGAAAAAAUGGAAGCUUGGUUAGUGUCUAUUAAAAUAGCUUUAGAUAAGAAAGCUCAGAAGACUGGUGUGUCCAUAAACUCUGAAAAUUUGAUGAAGAUUUUUAGUAUGGGAGCAGACCUUACAAGACCAUUUGAAUAUCUUCUUGCUACUGGAAAUCUGCGUUCGAAAACAGGUCUUGGCUUCCUGCAAGAUUCUGGACUUUGCGUUGUGGCAGACAAGCUGAACUUCAUACGCUAUCUCUCCCAUUUCCGCUGUGUGCACAGAGGGGCUGAUUUUGCCAAGAUGAGGACCACCACUGUGCGUAGGCUGCUGCCAGAGUCCUGGGGCUUCCUCUGCCCUGUGCACACCCCAGAUGGCGCGCCCUGUGGUCUGAUGAACCACCUAACUGCCACUUGCGAGGUUGUCACGCAGCUCGUGUACACAACAUCUCUUCCAGCUCUGCUCUGCAGCUUGGGGGUCACUCCUGUUGAUGGGGUGCCACAUCGACCCUACAGUGAGUGCUACCCUGUCCUGCUGGAUGGCCUCAUGGUGGGCUGGGUGGAUAAGGAUCUUGCUCCUGGCAUCGCAGAUUCUCUCCGACGUUUUAAGGUGUUGAGAGAAAAAAGAAUCCCCCCCUGGAUGGAGGUGGUGCUUGUCCCCAUGACGGGAAAGCCGAGCCUGUACCCAGGGCUGUUGCUCUUCACCACUCCUUGCCGACUGGUACGGCCUGUGCAGAACUUGGACCUGGGCAAAGAAGAACUGAUCGGCACAAUGGAACAGCUCUUCAUGAACAUCGCUAUCUUUGAGGACGAGGUUUUUGCUGGAGUCACCACACACCAGGAACUCUUCCCUCACAGCCUGCUCAGUGUGAUCGCCAACUUCAUCCCCUUCUCUGACCACAACCAGAGUCCUCGGAACAUGUACCAGUGCCAGAUGGGUAAGCAGACUAUGGGCUUUCCCCUUCUCACUUACCAAGACCGAUCAGAUAAUAAACUGUAUCGUCUUCAGACUCCACAAAGUCCUCUUGUAAGACCAUACAUGUAUGAUUAUUAUGACAUGGAUAACUAUCCAAUUGGGACAAACGCCAUUGUUGCUGUGAUUUCAUACACUGGCUAUGACAUGGAAGAUGCCAUGAUUCUGAAUAAGGCCUCUUGGGAGCGAGGCUUUGCCCACGGAAGUGUGUACAAGUCAGAGUUCAUAGACCUCUCUGAAAAGAUUAAACAGGGAGAUGAUAGUCUGGUGUUCGGCGUCAAACCUGGUGACCCCCGUACUCUGCGGAAGUUGGAUGCUGAUGGGCUGCCAUUCAUUGGGGCAGCACUGCAGUAUGGAGACCCGUAUUAUGGCUACCUCAACCUCAACACUGGGGAGAGCUUCGUGAUGUUCUACAAGAGUAAAGAGAACUGCAUCGUGGACAACAUCAAAGUGUGCAGCAACGACGCGGGGAGUGGGAGGUUCAAGUGCGUCUGCAUCACCAUGCGCGUCCCUCGGAACCCGACUAUUGGAGAUAAGUUUGCCAGCCGUCACGGGCAGAAGGGCAUCUUGAGCAGGUUGUGGCCCGCCGAGGACAUGCCUUUUACUGAGAGUGGGAUGGUGCCAGACAUCCUGUUCAAUCCUCACGGUUUUCCGUCCCGCAUGACCAUUGGCAUGUUGAUUGAGAGCAUGGCUGGGAAGUCUGCCGCCCUGCACGGCCUCUGCCACGACGCCACCCCCUUCACCUUCUCCGAGGAGAACUCGGCUUUGGAAUACUUCGGCAAGAUGUUAAAGGCUGCUGGCUACAACUUCUAUGGCACCGAGAGGCUGUAUAGUGGCAUCAGCGGGGUGGAACUGGAGGCAGACAUUUUCAUAGGCGUGGUGUAUUACCAGCGCUUACGCCACAUGGUGUCUGACAAAUUUCAAGUUAGAACAACUGGAGCCAGGGACAAAGUCACCAACCAGCCUAUUGGGGGGAGAAACGUGCAGGGGGGGAUCCGUUUUGGGGAGAUGGAACGGGAUGCGCUCCUGGCCCACGGCACGUCUUUUCUCCUUCACGACCGCCUCUUCAACUGCUCUGACCGCUCGGUGGCCCAUGUGUGUGUCAGCUGUGGCAGUUUACUCUCCCCACUGUUGGAGAAGCCACCCCCUUCGUGGUCCGCCAUGCGCAACAGAAAGUACACCUGUGUUCUCUGUGACCGCAGUGACACCAUCGACACUAUCUCCGUGCCGUACGUGUUCCGGUACUUUGUAGCUGAACUGGCGGCCAUGAACAUCAAAGUGAAGCUGGAUGUCGUCUAGCGGGCCGUCAGCCUUGGGGACGGGAGAGCUCGCAGGCGGAAAUGGAAUGCAGCUGCAGUGCAGCGAAGGGGUCCCAGGUUUCCUCCAGGGCAUUAGUGCUUUAAACCAAGACCAGGCAACCAGAGCUCAAGGUUUCUGAAUCUCCGAUGUAAUUACUGAAGUCAGCUUUUGGUAUAUGUGUUAAAAAAUUCCACAUGUAUCAUCUUUAAAAAUGAUGUGCUGAUAAAUGAAGCUCACACAAGGGAAAGGGAUACAAAUGUUACAGGCCAGUUAUGUAGUUUUUUAUUCUUAUAGCCACAUGAAGUAAAAGCAGACCAGUAGGAAUAUUUUAGCAGUUUUAUUGAAGUAUAAUUGCUGUGCAGAAAACUACACAUGCUGAACGUGUGCAGCUGAUGGGUUUGAACUUGUGCACAACCUGUGUUCCAUCUCUCAGUCAGGUAAAUAAAUGAGCAUCCUUCCCAAAAAGUC
This is a messenger RNA of Sciurus carolinensis (gray squirrel), 3922 nucleotides long. RefSeq names its product RNA polymerase I subunit B (gene Polr1b). The transcript is spliced from 15 exons. Gene Ontology annotation, biological process: DNA-templated transcription. The record is from RefSeq and is a predicted model, not a curated record. Lineage: Eukaryota; Metazoa; Chordata; Mammalia; Rodentia; Sciuridae. The coding region runs from base 47 to 3454 and encodes 1135 amino acids. Gene Ontology annotation, molecular function: DNA-directed RNA polymerase activity; ribonucleoside binding; DNA binding. Gene Ontology annotation, cellular component: RNA polymerase I complex; nucleus.